This is a messenger RNA of Brassica napus (rape), 4197 nucleotides long. RefSeq names its product aquaporin NIP3-1. Gene Ontology annotation, cellular component: membrane. The record is from RefSeq and is a predicted model, not a curated record. Lineage: Eukaryota; Viridiplantae; Streptophyta; Magnoliopsida; Brassicales; Brassicaceae. Gene Ontology annotation, biological process: transmembrane transport. Gene Ontology annotation, molecular function: channel activity. Bases 3169 to 4140 code for a protein of 323 amino acids. The transcript has 4 exons.
UUUGGAUCAAAUAUUAAUUUUUUAGAUCCAUAUGAGUACUUAAUCAAUUUUAAGUUGUCUUUAGUAUUACUUCGAAAUCAAGUUUUGUUCUUUUCUUCGGAUCUAGAUAUUUUUCCUAGACUUAAUUUCUUAUAUUAAUAUAAAGCAAAAUAAAAUAAAUGUAAAGCAGAUAUUUUGGGCUUAUUUUACAUAUAUAAUUAUUGGACCAUACAUUAAGAAUACCAAUAAAAAUGGUUGGACGUCGUGUCAAUAUUGUUGGCAUGUUGCAAAAUUGACGUAGUCUAUAACCAAUAACAUGCACUUUCUUAUAAAAAAUCUUGGUAAAUAUAAUAAAACAUGAUACAAUCGAGUGAAAAGAGGGUUAGGGUUUGCAUCGAAAAUAAUGUGAUCUAUUCACCCAACACUUGAAUUGUAUUUUUCAAUCGAUUUCACGAAUGUUCUUUUCUUUUAAAGCUUUUAUGAUUCUGAUUUUUUCUAGCAAUUUGAUUAUAUUUCUAAUUCUUGGUAUGGUAUGAAAAUUUUGUAAAUAAAAUUAAAUUUGGCUAAGCUAAAGAUCUGACUUUGUGUGUGGUGUUUUUCACCUCAGUUUCCUUAAUUCAUAACCAAUCACAAUUAUUUGAUGCCUUCGUGUAAAAAAAAGCCUCAACAAUGGCCAAGUACAACAAGGUACAAAACGUUCAAUUUAUAAAAACAUUCUUAUUCCAUCAUUUUAGUUGAUACGAAACUUUGAUUAUUUUGUAAUUUUUUUCUUCAACAAUGAUAUUAUUCAAUAGUAGCACGAAGAUAAAUUCAAUUCACUGAUACAAAUGUUAAAAAUGCACAAACUUAAAAUGAGUUGAUUAAAAAAAAUAAUGUGUGAUUACAUUAAACUGUAUCAACUAGAGUUAAGAAAAUUAGUGUGUGAACACAUUAUUUUUUAAAAUAAUUGUGAGGUUGUCAUGUUAGCAUUCAUUUUUUUUUAAUGAUUGUGAAGCUGUCAUGUGUCAAUUAGUUUGUAAACACAUUUAUUACAAAUGCUUAUCUUUUAAUAUAUAAAGAAUACAAAAAAUUUGAAAUCUUUAUUUUAUUAUAUCUAACUCCUUCAAUUCCUUUAAAAAGGUUGGCCAUGAUGUUGGUUCUUGGAUCAUUGAAAUCAUGUCUUUGCAAUUCUUUCAGAAAAUGAUGACAUAUUGAGUAUUGUAAGAUUAUUUCUAUACCCUAAGAAAGUGUUUCCAACUCCGUAUGUAGAUAUGACAAGGCCUCCUUUGAUUCCUUAUUUUCAAAAGUUGGUCAUAUUCUGAAGAAUCUUUCCAAACACAUUCACAUUCACUGAAUUGUGAUUCAAGAGUCCCCAUCCACCAAACAAAUGUUCAUCAAGAUUAAGGUUUGAGUUGUCAUUGGAUUAUGUAGUGAUCACAUCUCUGCUAUGUCCUUUACAUUUGCUUACCACACUUGACAUUCACCCUCCACCAGAGGCGGACCCACGUUGACCAAUAGUGGGUCAGCUGCACCAGGUUAAAUAUAAGUUUUAGCUGUUUUGGUAUGUUGUCAAUAGGUUUUCAUAGUUCAUUCGGUUAACAAUCUCCUCUUCUGACCCACAUAACCCAGGCUCGAUUCCAUGUUGCACCUGCUUUAUACCAAUUUUUUCUUAAAAUUAUUUUCGUUCUGGGCCAAAGCCCAAUCUUUGACACCCCUUAAAUUUAGGGCUGGGUCCGCCAUGCCCUCCACGUGGCUUACUAGCUCUAGAGGAUUUCUUGUGAUUCUUCUAAAUAUUGUAUCGAGCUUUAUGUAGAUACUAGAUUACCCAUGAAUAAGGAUACAAUUCCGGUUAUUCAAUAUCGCAUUUCUGCCAUAACAGAUAGUCCAAGUUGGUGUAAACGCUAGAAAUCAGAAAAAAUAGAUGUGCAAGAAGGCUUAGAUGAUUAUGCCCAAGUUUCCAAAGCUGGGAGACACUCAAAAAUCACAUGAUUACAUAUUCAUCUAUACCUCCACACCGAGAACAAUUAUUAUCACAUCGCAUAUAACGACAUGUCAGAUCCUCCGUUACCAUUAAAUUUCAUGUUAUGAUCUACCAUAUAAGAUGACAUAUCUUCUUAGAAGCACUACUUUUUCAAGAAAAGUUUGAAUAGUGAUGCUAGGUUCAGUUACCAUGACCUCAGGUUUGUGGUUUAGAAUAUUCCUAUCCACCCAAUAUCCCGAUUUUACAGUAUAAUGACUACUCUUUGUAUAACUCCGACAAACCUUAUCAUCUUAUGUGGAUUGAUUGACUUACAGCCAAACUUCGGAUAAGUGGUAUAUCUUCCGGUAAAACUAGACUCUCCAAGUUCUACAUCCCACUAUUUAGGCUCAUUAUGAAUAAAGUCACUCAUUUCUAGCCUUGGAUGAACAACUGAAUAUUGGUCCCAAGUAGCCUCGCAGGAAUUGAUAGAAUCCAUAGAUCUUCCCAUGCUCUAAUCUCAAAACCAAAAUGCACUUUCUGUCUGAUCCCUAGAGCCAAUAAUUGUCUAAUUGGUGAUAAACUUGUCUAUACAUAAGAAUAACAAUGAUCUCAAUUAAAAUAUAAACUAUGUUAUUAUUAAAUAUAUAAUUAGGAUAUUUUUAUUUAUCCAAAUAUUAUAUUUUUUUAUAAAUUAAGUGUUUGAAUGUUGAAAAUAAUUAAAAUAAGAUGGAGAACAAAAUUAAUAACUAAAUGAUUAUGUCAAGAAAUAUCAUUAGCCAAAAAAGAAGAAAACAUUCACUUGUCUAAAAAUCAUGGGUUCAAUUUUUUCCAGCAAAGAUUACUUGGUCAAUAUAACCUAUAUAACGUUAUACAAAAUUUUCUUUUCAAAAGACAAGUACAUUUUUUUUUUAAUCAUAUGGUUGAUUGACCCCCAUCUCCUCAACCUGUCUCCGCCAGUGCACCUGCCAUACCUCCUCCCCAUCAAGGCCCGCGGCCUCUAUAAUGAUACUCUUUAAUAAUGCUGGUCACUACUUUCUUCUAUUUUUUUCUUUCUCAUUUCUUCUAUUCAAGUGUUAUUAACUAUCAAAAUUUAGCUGCAUUCUAAAAAGAAUUGUCAACAAGCGCUAUAUAAUACUAUAAUAUAUAGAGUCAACUUUCUAUUUGCUUAUAAACGAGUACAAACUAGGGUUGACUAUUUGAGUUUUCAGAUGAGCAAACUAUAAACAUUUUUGGAGAAAGAGCUUUCAUUUAUGGCUGAGAUCUCUGAUACUACUCCACAAACACAAACUGUCACCUUCGAUAUCGAAGACGGUGGAUCAGGAGGUGAUUCCCGAUCACCGGGUAUUUCCCGUCCCCUUGUAUCCGUAUCUUUCGUUCAAAAGUUGAUUGGCGAGUUCGUGGGGACAUUUUCUCUCAUAUUUGCUGGCUGCGCGGCUAUCGUGGUAAAUGAUACGUACGGUAAAGCGGUGACACUUCCUGGUAUAGCUUUGGUAUGGGGAUUAACCGUAAUGGUUAUGAUCUACUCAAUUGGUCAUGUCUCUGGUGCACAUUUCAACCCUGCUGUUUCCAUUGCAUUUGCCUCUUCUAGAAAGUUCCCGUUUAAACAGGUUCCGGGCUAUAUAGCCGCACAACUUCUCGGCUCAACUUUAGCUGCUGAGGCUCUACGACUUGUGUUCCAUCUGGACGACAACGUUUGUAGCCUCAAAGGCGAUAUUUAUGUGGGAACAUACCCGUCAAGUUCCAACACGGCGACGUUUGUAAUGGAGUUCAUCACUACUUUCAACUUGAUGUUCGUUAUCUCGGCUGUAGCUACUGAUAAACGAGCCAAUGGAUCAUUCGCAGGCAUUGCUAUUGGCGCAACAGUUGUACUCGACAUCCUGUUCUGCGGGCCAAUCUCCGGAGCAUCAAUGAACCCAGCAAGAAGCUUAGGGCCUGCACUUAUAUGGGGAUGCUAUAAGGAUUUAUGGUUGUACAUUGUUUCACCGGUUAUUGGAGCAUUAACAGGUGCAUGGACUUAUGAUAUGUUACGGUCUACAAAAAAAUCGUAUGGUGAGAUAAUACGUCCAAAUUGCAAUAAAAUUUCUUCGAGAGAUCGCCAAGAAGCAUCUCAAGACGAGAUUUGUGUUCUUCAAGUGGUCAACCAGGCUAACCGGAAAGAAUUCAUAUGUUCAUCGCCCACUGAUAUCAACGACAAAAGAAAUGUCACAUGCAAGUUGCCAUAAAAUAUCUAUGUACUAUUCACAACAUGAAUCUAUCGUGCUUUAUACUUUCAAAAUUUA